Rhododendron vialii is the source of this 846-nucleotide messenger RNA. RefSeq lists its product as uncharacterized. The coding region runs from base 1 to 846 and encodes 281 amino acids. The record is from RefSeq and is a predicted model, not a curated record. The transcript is spliced from 2 exons. NCBI's taxonomy places the organism in Eukaryota, Viridiplantae, Streptophyta, Magnoliopsida, Ericales, Ericaceae.
AUGGUCACCCUAUGCAUCGGAACCUUUAACGUCCAGUGCGUCCUCGUGGACCAAGACAACUCUGUCGAGGUCGUGUACUAUUCUCUAUUCAAGGAUUUGAAGAUCUCGGACACCGACCUCCGUCCCUCUAAAGUCCCCCUCAUCAGGUUCAAUGGGGCUCCGAUAUGGCCCCUCGGCACCAUCACUCUUCCCGUCCGCGCAGGAUCUGUUGUCCUUGAUAUGGAAUUUGUGGUGGUAGAUGUUCCUAGCCCUAACAACGCAAUUGAUGACUUGUAUGGAGAUCAAACCAUAGCCAAAAGAUGUUAUGUCAACGCGGUCCGAAGCAGUAAGCAGACUUCCCAAGUCAACCUCAUCGAGGUUCCCGACGCCCUAGUUUUGGAAGAUGUCGGCAGACCGGCGAAUGAGAAAGCAAUAGAAGAUCUUGUCUCCGUCCCCAUCACUGAAGACGGUUCCCGUUCUUUCCUUGUCGGGUCCUCACUUAGUGACACCAAACGGAACGAGAUGGUUGACUUCUUCAACAAGAACAAAAAAGUAUUCGCAUGGACCCCGUAUGAGAUGCCCAGGGUCGAUCCCUCAUUUAUCUGCCAUGAGCUCAACAUUGACCGAGCUAAACGCCCAAUUGUGCAGCGAGCAAGGCGAUCUUCCCCAGUCCACUCUGAAGCUGUGAUUGAAGAGGUCCACCAACUCCUAAAUGCGAAGGUCAUCCAAGAAGUGCAGUACCCCAGGUGGUUAGCCAACACCGUGGUGGUCAAGAAGAAGAACGGCAAGUGGCGGGUCUGCAUCGAUCAUUCCAAUCUCAAUGAUGCCUGCCCGAAGGACUUCUUCCCCCUUUCGCAGAUUGACUAG